UUUAUAGGCUAUUUUACAAAACGAUUUAGAAAGAAUCUUUGAUUAAGUUUGACAAACACUUCGCACAAUUAUAUAGAAAUUUUAUAAACAUUGCACGUAAUAAUACAGAAAUAUUUUAUGGAAUUUUUUAUGUAAUGUUUAUUCUAUACUAUUUUGUAAUAUUAUAUGAAAUAUUUAUGUAAUAUGUCAUGAUACAUUUCAUAGUAGUCUUUAAUUCGGUAUGGAAUUCGAAUGCCAAAGUAUACAACAUUAUACAAGUUAUAUACAGUUUAUGUAUAUGAAAAUAAAAAAUGAAUUGAUACAUUUAUAAUUGUAAAUAAAGUGUAUACAAAUAUUUUAAAUUCCUAAACAUAUAAAAAAAUUGUCAUCACAGAACAGAAAUACACACUUUAAUACACUUUUGUUCAGUUCAUGCAUUUGUAUUCAUUUAUAUUUGUUUGUAUAUACUUUUUUAUCCUCACUAAGGAAUUGUUAAUAUGAAUGACCGCACAGAUUUAGAAUAGGCCAUAUUUACAUAAUGCACAAUCCCAUACACAUACAUAUUUUUUAUUUUUAUAAGCGUUAAAAUAAUGCAUCUAGUCUAGAUAUUGAAAAUUCUUUGUAAUUUUAUAUUUUAGAGGUUAGGAGAAUGACGGUAUAGAUAGACAAAAAUACGCUAUGCGCGGACGCAGUAGCUCUCUUAUUGAUUGAACAGUGUAGUAAUACGUUGUGUACUGUGUCAUUGAUUCAGAGCUUGGCUGGCGAAAAACAGUUCUCCGGAUCAAAAUCAUCGCUAAAAAACAAAAGGUAUAAAUACGAAACCAUGCAAAAUUUCGGGCACGAGGAAUAUGAUUACAAGGCAGAGACAUACGAUAAUGAAAGUAUUUCAACUAGUCAAAAUUUACCUCAAGUGCCUGGAGCACGACCUAUUGUAAAUCCAGAAGCUGAAGGCACUGUUGACCCUAGUAUAUAUCCUCAACCAAAAGAAGCAACGCACAAAAUACGCGGUAAAAAUGAUUUUAUCGAGUAUCUCUUUGGUGCUGUAGACCAAGAGCUUCUCACUGUCAAGACGUUUUACUUUUUUUUCUACUCAGCAUUUGGCUCACUUUUUCCACUUAUGGGCGUUUAUUUUAAACAAAUGGGCAUGAAUGCUGGUCAGUGCGGGCUACUGAUUGGUUUAAGACCAUUUAUAGAAUUCUUUAGUGCGCCGUUUUGGGGUUCAUGGGCUGACAGGUGGCAGAAAGGUAAAUUAAUUCUUUUGGCCUCCUUGUCUUGUUGGAUCAUCUUCACGCUACCUCUUGGUUUUAUUCAACCUCCAGCUACAUCGUGUAUGCUUUAUAAAAAUCAUACAAAUUAUUUAUACAUACCGGAUGCUGACCAAAAAAUGGUCAAAAGAUCCUUAGACAAUCAACUUUCACCAGAAAUAUUCAUUACAGACACAAAAUUUAGAACAGUUAAUAACAUUUCAUUUAAUCAAUUACAUCUAAAAGAAAAUGAAAUUCCAAACACUUCAAGAUAUAUUGAAGAUAAUGAGUUUAAUAGUGAUAAUGCGAUCCAUACAAAUAUAGAGGUAAAGGAAUUCCAUGAAAAUAGAAAACUUGCUGAUAUACCCUUACUAGAUACAAAUUUAAAGAAUAAAUUUACCUUUAACGACCCAAUAAUUGGAAAAUCAUCAAUAAAAAAUUUGGACAUUUCAACUAAAGACGAUUCUUUUCAAGACAAACAAAACGUUGAAAAUGAUAAAAUGCCACUUUACCGAUUACAAAAAUGGAACGAUUUUAUAAUAAAAAUUCACAAAACAAGAAAAUUAUUAAAUACAGAAGAUAAUAGAUUGGCAUACGGAAAUUAUCAAAAUAUUCAAGAUCGACCAAUUAUUUUUGAUGAAGAAAAGAAUAUUUUUAAUCAGAACGCUGUUGGAUAUACGUCAGAUGACGAAGAGAUAUUUUUUAGAUAUCGUCGAAGUACAAAACAAGUCUCUGUUGGUCAAAGUCCAGUGUCAGUUAGUUAUGCUAUAAAUUAUAAGGAAAAAGAACACAAAGGGUGGGUCAAACCAGUGUUUAGUUCAAUUGUCUAUAGAUUACCAGAUAUACAAAAAACUUUUUUCUUACUUUUACUGCUAGUUAUUGUUGGAGAAUUCUUUUCUGCCCCAGCUAUAACGUUAGCAGAUUCUGCUGUUAUAACACUCCUUGGUGAAGAUGCUGACAGAUAUGGUCAUCAGCGUAUGUUUGGAAGCCUUGGUUGGGGACUAGCAAUGUUCUUUGUUGGAAUCGCUUUAGAUCAUAGUACGGCUUUUCCUGAUCAUCCAUGUGGACCUGAUACAAAAGAAAAAAAUUAUACUAUUUGUUUUGCAAUAUUUAGUGUGUUAAUGGGCGCCGCAUUAAUUACAGCAACGCAAAUAAACUUUAAAUAUGACCCCGUUACAGCAGAACCUGAUGCAGAAAAAUCUCCAACAGAACCAACAAGAGAAGAACAGUUACAAAGUCAACUUUCUCAACAGUUAAACCUUCCAGGCUUACAAGAAACAUCAUCUACUAUGAGACCGAAAACACAACCACUGGAGGGCAAGACUAAAAUGUUUGCACAAACAACACGAGAAAUUCCGGAGUGGGUGACUAUACUUCAGCAAUUUAAAGAUCUUAAAUGUGCUUCAUUCCUCUUUGUUGCUUGGUUCAUGGGAUUUGGCAUUGGUCUUAUUUUUACAUUUUUAUUCUGGCAUCUUCAAGACUACGGUGGUACACCAACUUUAUUUGGUGUUGCUUCAGUUAUAAAUCAUAUUUCUGAGAUUUUUGCCUACUUCUUUAGUUUCAAACUUAUUCGACAGAUUGGUCACGUUAAGGUUCUUUGUCUUGGAUUAAGUGGAAACGUCAUAAGAUUUUUAUACAUUUCAUGGUUGAAGAAUCCUUGGUGGGUAUUACCAUUUGAAUUCAUGCAAGGAAUAACCCACGCCGCUGUAUGGGCCGCAUGCUGUAGUUAUAUUGCACAUAAUACACCAACGCAUCUUCGAUCGAGUGCACAGAGUGUAUUGCAAGGUUUACAUCAUGGUCUAGGUAGAGGUUGUGGAGCUGUCAUUGGUGGAAUGUUUGUAGCUAUGUAUGGUACCACUGCAACUUUUCGGGCAUAUGGGUUGAUUUGUUUAAUAGUGCUGGCAGUAUUUAUAUUUAUAAAUUUUUAUCGCAAAGACACUGGCUUUGUAUCAGAUUUGCCUCAAACAGAAGACCCUCAUCAAGUUGCAGAAGUCACACAUUUAGCUCCUCAUGGAGUCCCAAGCAAUGCUAUUCCUAGAGCACUGAGUUCAAAUCGUCUUAACGAACUUACUAGUCAAGAUCUAAAUUAUGGAGCUACUCAUCAAACUAGUGGUGGUAAUUUAAACGUUCCCGGAGGAAACGGAGGCAAUCCACACAAUCCAUUUCUGAAUAAUUCCAAUCAAAGAGAAUUAAAUUAUAGUAUAACAAGUCAAGGAAAUGAUGAAUUUAUACGCAGAAGCUUCCAGAGCUACAACGAAAUAUUAAAUGCUGAUUUUGGGAACAUUAAGAUACCACAAUUACAGACCCAUGUACAUGCACAGCAGCCAUGUACCAAUCCAUUUCACCAGCAUAAUUACGAUUGGUAACGAUGCCAACUAAAAAAUUUACCUUUUUUAUUGCAUAAGUAUUCAGGAGCAAAAGGCAAUGAAUGUUAUCACAAAGUUCUCUGGUAAAAAUUAUAGAAAAGUUAGCGAAAUAAAAUGCUGUGUGAUUUAGGUGUUUUUUUUUUCUAGGCAAAUAAAAUUAAUUUUUGGUAAGUUUUAAUCUCACUAUUUAUGUCACAAAUGCCUUCAACUAGAUGAUCCAAAAAUUAUUUUUUGUAACACAUGCACGAUUUUCGCGUUUUUUGACCUAAAAUUAGGGACAAAAGUAGUUAUUUUCCGACCAGCGGGCGCAUAAAUACUUUUGCGCCCGCUAAUUUCGAGGAGCCGGCGUAAAAGUACUUUUGCGCCCGCUGUUACCGGGCGCUAUAAGUAUUUUUGCGCCCGCUACACAAUUCAUUGGCAAAUUUUCUAAACUUGCAAGAAAUUCAAGUGCAGUUUGAAACGCGAUAAUCAAAACAUGCGUUACAAAAAAUAUGGUGUGCACCAAAGACUAAGCGGGCUUUUUGGCAUCGUGUGGUUGCAGUACUUCUCUGCGGCUCGGGCUAACUCGACUUGACUUGUACUGCCAACUCCACACUCGGCCUAAAAAAGACCACUUUACGCCCUUGGUACGCAAUAUACUAUUUACACUCGAUUUUGGCAUAUUGUUUUUUAAAUCUAUUUUUUAUUCUAAUAUUAUUAAUAAACCUGUACUUAAUACUCAAUAGUUGUAGUAAAUAAUAUAGUUUCUGAUUUUCGUAAGACAUGGGCGAAACCAUGAUACUACUACGAACUUUGUUCGAUUUUUCAAAACGUGAAAACUAUUCUACUCAUUAACAUUUUUUUAAUGAUUAUUUUUUAUUUUAAAGUCAAAAUAAUAAGAUAAUAUUCAUAAAAAAGGUGGUUCAAGCACUUACAGUAAAAAUAUUUAGUGUAUUUAUGUAAUUGUUAAUCAUUUUAAAUUAAGGUCAGAGAAAUAUACAUAAAUUAUGAUUGAUAAAUUUCAAAACUGUGAUAUACUCUAGGGACAAAAUAGCUUUAAAUAUUCUUGAUUUCGUAAAUUUCCCGUGAUUACAUGUCAUGACACUGUACCGCAUUUUUUUUGAGGGAGGGGGGCUAGACCAAAUUGAAAUUUUUUCGCAAAGAUGAGAUAAGAUCCUAUAAACGAUUUUAUGUAAGAUCUGGUUUAAGAUCUUGUCCAAGAUCCUAUAAAAUCUUAUCAUUGAUUUUUAACCAUGAACCAACGUAAAAUCUCACAUGAGAUUUGAUAUAAGAUCUUACUUUCAUAAUAAGAAAAAUUAUCUUUAUCAAAUAUUUAUUCAAGAUCUUACCUAAGACCGUGUACAAGAUUUUGCACAAGAAAGUAUAUUCGAUCUUUUACAAGUUCUUACAUAAGAUCUUACAUAAGUUCCUUUGUAAAAACUUGUUCGUUAAUGAUUUACUUAAGUUUACGUAUAAGAUAUUGAGUCAAUUGUCAAAAAAAGGGUUUUUCUGUAAGUGUAACAUCCCUGGUGAAAUUAUUGACGUGAUUUUGUGAUGUAUUAAAAUUAUGUGUUUCUUUAUGUAAUUUUGAUAUGUGAUUUGUAAAGUCAGUUUGUUAUGCAUUGAUUUUGAAUGUUUUAUUACGUAAUUUUAUGGCUUUUUUAGAAAAAUUGGAAUAUUUCAGCUUCAUGAAAUAUUUUUACGUGAUUUUAGUAUGUCAUUGAAUUACAUAAAUAUUUAGUUCUAAAUACUUACUACUAAAUACUCUCAAAUACUUUAAAUUUGUUAAAACGAGUGGCCAUAUAGGUACUACUAUGCGGAUGGUAGUGCCGAAAAUGAGGGCUAAUAAGUGAUGAAUAUUAUUUUCUUAUAUUCUGUAAUUUAGUGAAAGAAUUAAAAAUGAUUAAUUUCUAAGUCAUAAGCCCUUAUUUUCUGCACUAUCAUCCGCAUGGUAGUACCUAUAUGGCCACUUAUUUUAAUACAUUUAAAGUAUUUAAUAAGAGUAUAAUUAUUUCGAACUAAAUAUUUAUGUAAUUAAAUAACAUACUAAAAUCACGUAAAAAUGUUUCAUGAAGCUGAAAUAUUUUAAUUUUUCUAAAAAGUCAUAAAAUUACGUGAUGAAACGUUUAAAAUCAAUACAUAAUAAACUGACGACACAAAUCACGUAUCAAAUUACAUGAAGAAAUACGUAAUUUCAAUUUCUAUGUAACUUCUGAUAUAAGAUCUUUUGUAACACCAAAAGAAAAACCUUUUCAUUGAUAAUUUACUGAAGAUCUUAUGCAAGAUCUUCUGUAAGAUUUUGAGUGAAAUUUAAAAAAAAAUUGUUUUUAAAGUAAAACAUAAGUUUUAACAUAUGAACUUGUGUAAGAUCUUGUGUAGAAGAUGAAUUUUCUUAUCAUGAAAAUAAUAUCCGUAUGAAAUUUUAUUUAAGUUCUUAAGUAGGUUCGUGGUUGAAAAGGAUAAGAUCUCGUGUAGAAUCUUGAACAGAAUCUUAUACCAGAUCUUUGUUCGUGCGAUCUCAUCUCAGAUCUUGCAAAAAAUUUGCAAUAGGGGGAGCCGCUGUAAGUUAACGUAUCGGAGCGAACAUGUGUGUACAAAUAUUACCGGCAAAUCAAGAACCUUUGACAUUAUUUUGUCCCCUUAGUGUAUUUUACUAAAGUACUCAACAACAUCUGCUAGACUUGUAUUAUAUCAGAUUUAUAACGUUUUUUUUUAAGUUCGCAAUCUUUAAGGAUUUUAAUUAGUAGAAUAAUCUUAUUGGCAUUAUUACUGAGUAAGAUUUUCGUAAUUGAUUUAGGAAUAAUAUCGUUUUUUUAUUACUAGCUUUAAUAUUUUUCAACUCCAACCAUUGGGUAUAAGUUUUAUGUCAUACCAGAUUCAUAAGAAAAAAUGAAUUCUGUGAAAAGUUUGUUUAUAUAAAACUAACACCAAAACUGCAAAUUUUAAAAAAGAUAUUUUUGUAUAAUACCUGUGUGAAAAUAGUUUUACAUUUUUGAAAUGGUAAAAUUAGAAGUAGCUAAUCCAAAAAUGUAAGAUAGCUACUUACCAAAAAUUAAUUUCUACUACUAUCAGAAAUUAUGAUCAUACAGUGUUUUAGUGGAAUUUUAUUUUUGGAUUAAACUAUAUUCUGCAGUACGUUUUGAGGCAUACACUUUAUCUAUCACACACUGAAUAAACUGCGUAAAUAAUAAAGAUUUGUAAUUAGGUUAGUAUAAUGGAGAGAAUUUAAAGUGUGUUUUUGAAUUUAAAGUUCUUGUUUUAUUUCUAAUAUUUUAAGGGUUGUUAUGUUUUAAUAUACAAUAGGCUAUUAUGUUGUUCUAAGUUGGUGACUAGGGCAGUUAUAUUCUGUUACGAAAAUAAUGAAUAAUUAGAUUUUAUCGAAUACAUAUCAUGAUCUAAUGAAAAUAAAUUUGAUGAUUCAUCAAUAGUUCCAACAUAAGCAAAAAUUAGUGAUUAUGUUGUAUGUUAAAAGAAAAUUUUCUAAACUUGUACAAAAAUACUUCCACGAACGUAUAUAUCAUAUAACUUCUUACUAAAAUCCUACCACAACAAAAAGAUCAGAAUGUAUUUAUUUAAUGUACCUUAAAGUACAGGUGUACCAGUAUCAUUUUAUGUAAUAAAAUUUUUUUAUAAAUCA
Molecule: messenger RNA, 7205 nt
Organism: Nasonia vitripennis (jewel wasp)
Lineage: Eukaryota; Metazoa; Arthropoda; Insecta; Hymenoptera; Pteromalidae
Gene: jef
Product: major facilitator superfamily domain-containing protein 6
Exons: 12
Coding region: 803-3589 (928 amino acids)
Cellular component (GO): membrane
Source: RefSeq, a predicted model, not a curated record